AAGUGGGAGUCGGGCGACUUCCGGCCGCUACCUUGGCAGAGGGAAGAGUACCCGGAAUGGCGACUAAGAAGUUGGCCCGGCGACUUGGAUUAAUUAGGAAGAAGUCAUUUGCACCAGUAAAUAGAAAUCUACAAAGAAGCAAAUACCAGCAGUUGUUUGACUACUUCAUAGUCAUUGAUUUUGAGUCCACCUGCUGGAACGAGAGGAAGCACCACCGUAGCCAGGAAAUAAUUGAAUUUCCAGCAGUAUUGUUGAAUACAUCUACUGGAGAGAUUGAAUCUGAGUUCCAUGCUUAUGUUCAGCCGCAGGAACAUCCCAUUUUAUCUGAAUUUUGCAUGGAACUGACAGGCAUAAAGCAGGUUCAAGUUGAUGAAGGAAUCCCUCUGAAGAUUUGCUUAUCACAGUUUUGUAAAUGGAUUCAUAAGAUUCAGCAACAGAAGAACAUAAUUUUCCCUAGUGGAAUCUUGAAUUCUUCCAGUUCCGAAGUAAAAUUAUGCGCCUUUGUUACUUGGUCAGACUGGGACUUGGGGGUUUGCCUGGAGUAUGAGUGCAAAAGGAAACAGCUGUUAAAACCCAUCUUCUUAAAUUCGUGGAUUGAUCUCCGAGCAACUUACAAGCUUUUCUACCGAAGAAAACCAAAAGGACUAAGAGGUGCUUUGCAGGAAGUGGGAAUACAAUUCUCAGGACGAGAGCACUCUGGGUUGGAUGAUUCUCGGAAUACUGCUUAUCUUGCCUGGAAAAUGAUCAGAGACGGUUGCAUAAUGAAAAUUACUAGAUCUUUGAAUAAGGUACCCCCUAAGAAGAAUCCCAACAUUUUGGCCAGCAAUUUGAAUAAGGAUCAUGUUGAAGACAGUUCUGACUGUAGCAGUACCAUCCAGGUUCCCAGUCCCUUUGAUACGGAGCCUAAGAGUGCUACAAAUGCUGGGGGCGAAGUUCAAAUGAGAUCAGCUUGUAUGAAUUCUUCGAAAAAGGUCCAGCAAGAUCAGUUACAAUUAAGGAUCAGCAUGAAAGACGAUCUUCAGAGUAUCAAAAGCUGUUUAUCUCUUUCCACUAAUAAGUCUUUUACUUCGCUGGGACAGUUGCAAUCCCCCAGCUUCAAUUCAACUAUCCACAUGCAGAAAAAAAUAAAAAAUGAGCACCUUGCAUUUGAUACUAAAUCUCACUCUUCGACAGCUGGUUCAGGAUCAUUAUUUGUUUCUACCACCAUUUCAUCAGUUAAUCAUGUUUCUGAUACGGAAAUUACUUCUGCUCUUGACUGUUUACCUAUGUUGGCUGAUUGGGAGGAUGUAGCUUUACUGCCAGCAUCUCAGCCUGAGCAAAAUAAAGGUUGUACACAUCCCAUUAGUGACUCAAAUUUAGACAUUUCCUUUAAUUCUACAGAAGGAUUAAUGGUUUUGAAAGAACCUGAAAUGCUAAAUUGUGAAACUUGUAGUGGUAUAGAAGAAAGCCCUCAAAAACUUGAGACCUCUAAGUCUAUUGUAUAUAAGAGCCCUCAUACUACUAUUUACAAUGUAAAAAAAGUCAACGACCCAGUUUCACAUGUUUCUGCCUUUAAGUUGCCGGAACCCAAAUCAAGUGCCUUCAACAACAUGAAUGUCAAUUUGACUCAUUCUUCAAUUUUGGGGAAACAGCCUCUUUUUUUAGGCAGUACUAAAAGGAGCCCCCCCAGCCCCCCAGCUUUCCCACCAACAAAAAAACAGACCUUCACUAUUCAUGAAGAAAAGUCUACUUCAUCUGGUUGCUCCCCAGCAAGAAGUACCUCCCCAAAGAUUCACCCCUCUGUGUUAACGUCUGCAGUUAAUAUACAACAGUCUUGGAAGAGGGGCAGAGUAACACCUCCUUUGUGCAGGUGUGGCCGGAGAUCGAAGAGACUUGUUGUUUCUAAUAAUGGACCAAACCAUGGAAAAGCCUUUUACUGCUGCCCUGUGGGAAAAUACCAAGAAAGUAAAAAAUCCUGUGACUAUUUCAAGUGGGACCAGACCCUUGAAAAGGAGAGAGCCAGAAAUACAGUAUUGGCUCAUUCCCCUGGGGGACUCACGGGUCGGGCUCCAGAAAUGAGCCCAAUGUCUGACAAAAGUGUACGUUUUUCUACCAAAAAUUGUUUGAGAUUGAGACCUUCAAUGAGGAGUUGAUAGACUGCUUUUUAUACCAAAAUUAAGUUGUUAAUGUGACUUUUAAUGUAAAGGGGCAAAGCAUGUAGGACUAUAAGUGAUGAGAACAAAGAGGACACGUUUGAAUUUUAAGAGAGAAAAUUUUCAUGGCCUUACAAUUUUAUAUACUACUUCAUUCUUCCAUUUGCCUUUUGUUUGUUCAUGUAUGAAUUCAAAUUGUUCCUUAAAUUUCCAAAAAAGUAUGGGUAUUAUGCUACUGUCGUAAAGAAACCUGGUGGUGCAGUGGUUUAGUGCCUGUUAAUGGAAGGCAUGGCGUGUUGAACCCACCGGCCACGCCAAGGGAGAAAAUGUGGCAGUAAAGAUUGCCACCCUGGAAACAGUUCUGUGGGACAGUUCUCGUCUGCUAAAGUCUUAAUAAGUUGGAACUGACUCUACACUAACAUUUUUGGUUUUAGUAUCUUACACUUUCAUUUAUAUUUGUAUAUAUUAACAUUAGUGAAUUUUUCAUUUCUUCAGAAUCACACACAAAAUUAUAUUUA
Echinops telfairi (small Madagascar hedgehog) is the source of this 2650-nucleotide messenger RNA. It is a transcript of the gene ERI2, whose product is annotated as ERI1 exoribonuclease family member 2. The transcript is spliced from 9 exons. NCBI's taxonomy places the organism in Eukaryota, Metazoa, Chordata, Mammalia, Afrosoricida, Tenrecidae. The record is from RefSeq and is a predicted model, not a curated record. Gene Ontology annotation, molecular function: 3'-5'-RNA exonuclease activity; zinc ion binding; nucleic acid binding. Gene Ontology annotation, biological process: exonucleolytic trimming to generate mature 3'-end of 5.8S rRNA from tricistronic rRNA transcript (SSU-rRNA, 5.8S rRNA, LSU-rRNA). The coding region runs from base 57 to 2132 and encodes 691 amino acids.